GCCGUUUCCAUUCGAAACGGCCCCACGCGGCCGCGAUAGUCCGAGGCCGUGGCUCGUCGGUAUAGGAGGGCAUCGACAAGGCUGACCUUGCACGUGUCCCUUUCAUCUAGCGGAGACGGUGGAGGUGGAGCCGUCGCAAGUUGCGACACCCCGUGAUGGAAGCUACUGCCUCCACUGACGAUGUCGUUGGUGCCUGCAUCAACAAGUCGUGCCGACGAUGGCCGUUUGGCCCAUCACGAUGGCAUCCAAGUACUGUGUGGAUCAUGGAUACGGUACUAGGGCGGCGGGUGGAGCUCGAAAACACACGUGAAUUGGCUUGAUUCCGUGGGGAGGUGACGAUGUGGGGACUACUCGUGUCCAUCGCCGUCCUGGACGGCGUCAUGUCUGGCGAAGUGCGAAACGAACACGGUAUCGGGUGCAAGUGCAUGCGAACCACGACGGGACGAGAAGCGCUGCAUCCGAUGAGCGGAGAUUCCAGCGGCGACAACCUCGUACCCAGCACGAAUCGGCUGCCGUUGUCGCUGGACUGGUGCAAGGACGGCUAUUGCGUUCCAUCCUGGAAUCAGCACAUUCCGUCCUACUGCGGGUCAUGCUACGUGCACGGGGCUUUGGCGAGUGUCCAGGACCGCAUCAAGAUCAUGAACGCGAAGCGGGGAUUCACCGGCCCUGACGUCAUGCUGGGGCGCCAGAGCUUUCUCAACUGCGCUUAUGGCCAUGGGCUUGGGGAAGGAUGUGCCGGGGGCGAGCCCGGCGAUGUCUUUGAGUUCAUGAAACGAUACGGCCUCCCCGACGAGACUUGCCUGCCGUACAACGCGACGGAUUUCACCAAGUACACGUGGACGGCCAACGGGACGUGUCCUCCGGAAGGGUUCUGCAUGAACUGCAUGUACACGACCGAGAGCCCGGCAACGCCAGUCUGCUUUGCCGUGACCAAGGUCGUGCGGUACAAAGUGACCGAGUACGGCUUUAUUCGCGGAGAAGACGCGAUGAUGGCAGAGCUGUUGAACGGACCCAUUACGUGCGGCAUCGCUGCCGCCAUCGACUUUAUGGAGAACUACACAGCGGGCAUUUACAUCGAUCGGUCGAAUGCAGUCGACUUGGACCACGACGUUGAGAUUGUCGGGUGGGGCGUCGCCGACGACGGCACCAAGUUUUGGCACGUGCGCAACUCGUGGGGCUCGUAUUGGGGCGAAAAUGGCUUCUUCCGCAUCGUUCGAGGGGUCAACAACCUGGGCAUCGAAAGCGACUGCGUCUAUGCUGUGCCAGACGUGACGAUGGAAGACAUGGUGUGGAGUGAAACUGCGGUGUACGGGGGGUCGCUCUACGGCCUCCGACCGCUGCAUGGCGGCAAUGACGUGAGGGACUCGACCACCGACGUCACUGUGAAGCUCUCGUCGUCAACGUCGCUCCCGGCAAUGUCGUCCCGACCGCUUCAAGUGCAGUCAAGUUGGACAGCGCUUGCGAUGGCUGGCAUGGUUGCAGCUGCCGUUGGCUUUUUUGCUGGACGUGUGAGUCGACGCCGUUCGUAUCAACGCAUUUAUUGACGAUUAGCUUCCCCGAUCGUCUGCAUGGCAGCGCGGAGCAGCCUUGACUUGAAAAUCCAUCGUGAACGUGUGUGCCCGGUGGACCAAACGUUCACUCGGAUAUGAUGCCGACCAUGGCCACCGAGCUCACGCCCGCAUCGACUAGAGAUCAAAGCAAGCGUUGGUGCAGCACACUAUGCGGAAACGUACCAUAGAUGGUUUGCCCUGUAAUGCCGCUGGACAAAUCGCCGCACAGAAACGCGGUGGUGUUCGCAACUUCUUGCGGCGUGACGUUGCGGCGUAGAGGAGACGUCUCUGAAACGACCUGCCUCAUUUUGGACAUCCCUGGGAUGCCACGGGCAGACAGCGUGUUGAUGGGGCCAGCGCUGACUGCAUUCACGCGGAUUUGGGACUCCCCCAAUUCCACUGCAAGGGCGCGGCAGGCCGCUUCGAGAGCUGCCUUGGCAGGUCCCAUGCAAUUGUAGUUUGGAACUGCUUUCUCCGCACCGAGGUAGGAAAGCGCCACAACACUUCCACCGCUCUGAAUUUUAACGUGCUGGAGUAGAGAGAUCAGCGAGAUGGUGCUGACAUGCACGCAAUGGAGGAAAUCGGCGGUUGGUGUUGCAAGGAAGGGUUGGGUAAGCGCUGCAGGUGAUGCAUACGCCACCGAAUGCACGAGGCAGUCCAGUCGAACUGCUUUCGUGAUCUCGCGCAGGGCCAACAAGUCUUCACAUCUCGUCACGUCGCAUGGAACGUGGAAGAGUGGCGCAGCAGGCAACAACGCCAAGCUAGGUUUCGCACGUUCGUACGAGGCCGGAGCUGAAACGAGGCCAACAUUGCAACCAUUCGACUGCAGCGCCGACGCAAUUGCAAAAGCCAGCGAGUUCUUGUUUGCCAGGCCAACGACCAGCGCCGUUUUGCCCGUCAGCCCCAGCCCACCUCCAAUGCCGCCCAUGACACGUUGUGGUAGUAAGUACAGCACAUACUACUAAUGGAAUCUACAAGC
Molecule: messenger RNA, 2529 nt
Organism: Aphanomyces invadans
Lineage: Eukaryota; Oomycota; Saprolegniomycetes; Saprolegniales; Verrucalvaceae
Exons: 3
Coding region: 339-1544 (401 amino acids)
Cellular component (GO): lysosome
Molecular function (GO): cysteine-type endopeptidase activity
Source: RefSeq, a predicted model, not a curated record